AAGACAACAACUUUCCUUAUCGUCUGAGCUUUCAUCCUUCUAUCAUCCAAGGGAAGAUAUAGCAAGGAGGACAGAGAAAGGGAGUCAUGGUGGAUAUUUUCAUAUGGCUUAUUUCUUUCUUCAUCCUCAUUGCCCUUGUUGUUCUCCUCAUUUAUCAGCUCACAUGCUUGGCUGAUUUAGAGUUUGAUUACAUCAACCCUUAUGACUCUUCAUCGCGGAUAAACAAAGUCGUCUUGCCGGAAUUCUUCCUGCAAGGCUUUUUAUGUUUAUUCUAUCUAUUAACAGGGCAUUGGGUCAUGUCACUUUUAUGUACUCCAUAUUUAUACUACAAUGUGACACUUUACACAUCGAAACAACACCUGGUUGAUGUCACGGAGAUAUUUAACUUGCUUCAAAGAGAGAAGAAUCAACGCUAUUAUAAACUUGCGUACCUUGUUGUUCUCCUAUUUUUAUCGUUAUUCUGGAUUAUCUUCUCCUCAUUAGAAUACGAAGAUGAUUAAAAGGAGCCUAGCAUUGUUCUUAAUCUGAGACAUCAACAAUAUGACUACACUGUUCAGUGUCAUCGAAGGAAGCUCCCACUACAGAUCCUGAGCAGAGUACAUGGAAUUCAUCUAUGGAUUGUUUAUGGCUCACAACGAUAACAGAAACUAUUAUGGCGUUGAACAACACGAAGCGUGAAAGCGGAUUGUACGAGAACUCAAAAUUGCAGGUUGAUAAAGGUUUCAGGGUGACAACACAGAACUAAAGCUGAACAAAAGAGCUUCAUUCAAGCGUGUACUAAACAGGAGAUAAUAUGUUUA
Messenger RNA from Hibiscus syriacus, 800 nucleotides. RefSeq names its product protein cornichon homolog 4-like. Bases 87 to 500 code for a protein of 137 amino acids. Gene Ontology annotation, biological process: vesicle-mediated transport. The record is from RefSeq and is a predicted model, not a curated record. The transcript is spliced from 5 exons. Lineage: Eukaryota; Viridiplantae; Streptophyta; Magnoliopsida; Malvales; Malvaceae.